AAAAAGACGCCGUCAAGAAAAAUCACAAUAGGAUUUCCAUUUUCCUAUUUUUUUUUUUAAAAAAAAUUGGACGCUGUUUUGAUUGCCAACGAUAUACAUAUAUGUUUGUCUCGUCUCACAGAUGCAGUUUCAGACUUCUGAUGAACACCCCAACAGUAACCAGAGCAACUGCUUCCUUCCAUCUACUUUGUCAGGUGAAUCAGCUGCAAGUUCUGAAACUUGCUUGCAACAGGGAUUGUUUGGCAGAAACAACCGUAUGAUUCCUCCUAGUCCUAGGCCCAUUCGAUUUUGGAGAGGGAGUUAUACAAGUCGACAUGAACUGUUAUUUUUUCCCAAUGAUGAGUUAGACUGGCCUUGUGGAAGAAGAAGAAGAACAACGACAGUUCAUGUGAUUUGGAAGAGGAAUCGCUCUCAGAAGUUGAGACGUGGGAGAUGGGUCAGACAGUGAAAGACGUCGACAAAGGCUCUGUUUCUCAAGAAGAUAUGCAUUUACAAGAUUGUCAGAAUCCAUUUUCGGAUAAGAGACAUACUUCGGAUGGGGAAUCUUCUUCACUUGUUUCAGAAGAACGUUCCUGUGUGACGAACCCUUUGGCAACGGAAUAGGGAAUAUCAUUGUCCAAAUAGUUUGGAUAUAUGAAGAUAUCCAUAUGAGUCAUGGUUGUGAUUGUGGUUGUUGUUAUGAGAUAUGUUAGGAGAUAUACCAAUAUGAUGAUGUUGUUGUUGUGUUGAUUGGGCAGUUGAACUUACAACUUUUUCGUUUUUGGGGGUAUUGGAGGUCUUAUAUAUGUGUUGGGGGGAAGAGAAAGAAGGAGGUGGACAAUUAGAAGAAAUAAUAUUUCUUUGUUUACUUUGUAUUUUCAUUUUGUGUGUCAUAUUUUUGGAUAUAAACAAAUGCAUUAGUUUUAUGUUUUCACAAGUUGA
Molecule: messenger RNA, 921 nt
Organism: Galdieria sulphuraria
Lineage: Eukaryota; Rhodophyta; Bangiophyceae; Galdieriales; Galdieriaceae
Exons: 1
Coding region: 122-448 (108 amino acids)
Source: RefSeq, a predicted model, not a curated record